Molecule: messenger RNA, 513 nt
Organism: Acanthosepion pharaonis
Lineage: Eukaryota; Metazoa; Mollusca; Cephalopoda; Sepiida; Sepiidae
Source: the annotation of a GenBank genome assembly
AUGCAAACGUGCAUAAACAAAGAGGAGAGUCUACUGAAGGAAUUGUGCACGUUAUGUGAACAAUACAGAGAAUGCCAGGUGGCAAAUGUAGAAAGGUUGCAGUUACCUGCUCAAAUAGCUGAUGUCAAGUCCAAAAUUCUUCAUAUGAUUGUUGAACGAAUAAAUGAUCAACUCAAAGAAAUCCGUAUUGUUAUGUCUGAAUACCAAAAGUUGUUUGACAGAAUUCAUGAAUCUAGAAUGCGAACCUUUAAAGAUUUACCCAAAAUCAGCUACCUGAUUCGGCCAAAUUGGAUAUAUCCAACUUUUGCAGUCAUGUUGGAAUGGGUAGAUGACUCAGAAAAAGAAGUUUAUGCUCAGCUUUGCCUAAAGUAUGAAUUUUUGGACACUCUGAAUUAUAAGGAUGAAGAAAUUUGGCAGAAAUGUAUGACGACAUGGAUUGAAGCAGAUACUAAAAUUCUUGAAAAAUUUGAAGAACGACUUGCUUAUCUUCAGAAUUUUCUUGCUGAUACCUAG